AUGAAUGUUGUCGAGUUAUUCGCCCGUCACGACCCUGACUCCGUGGCCUUUGUUGGCGAGGGCACAUCAGUCACUUAUGGCGAGCUUGCGAAUCGCAUAGCGGUCGCGCGAACUCGCUUCGCCGAGCGCCUGGCGCUGGGUUCAAAGAUCCUCAUCAUGGGCGAGAGUUCGAUCGGGUACAUCGAGGCGAUGUUCGGGGCACUCAGCGCAGGUAUGCCUGUGGUGCCCUUGCACCCACGAUUUCCCCGUGGUGAAGUCGAGCGAGCGGUCGCGUUGGCCCAACCGGCGCUUAUUGUUACGACCGACGCCGAGUCAGCCGCGCUCACCGAUGGGCUAAGUGUCGAAACGAUUACUUCUGCUUCGAUAUUAGAGAAUCCGCCCGUCGAGUUCAUCGCUGCACCCGAUCUGCCCUCGGAGCACCCCGCACUCAUGCUCUUCACGAGUGGUACCGCCGGACACCCGCGAAUUGCUGUCCUCAGUCAUGGAAACGUUGCGGCGAGCGUCGAGCAAUCAGUGGCGAGUGCGCCCUCUCGGGCGAUGCGAGAACAAGUAGUACUCGGUGUUAUCCCGCUUACCCAUGUCUUGGGGAUCGUGAGCGUUGUUGCAGUGGCGGUGACUGUUGGUUCGAGCAUUGUCUUGACCCGCAAGGUCGAUGUCGAUUCGAUUAGUGAUCUCGUCCAAGCUCACAACGUGACCUUCCUCAUCGCUCCACCAGUGUUCUGGUUCCGCUUGGCCCAGAGCGACGUUGACCCCGCCAAGUUGGCGUCAGUCCGCACGGCGAUGAGUGGUGCGGCUCCACUGAGCGGCUCGGUCGCGCUUACGCUGUCAGAGCGCUACGGCCUCAAGAUGCGUCAGGGAUACGGGCUUACCGAGGCUUCGCCUGGCCUGACGUCUUCGGUUGGAACCGAUGCGCCGCCGACAUCGGUCGGUCGCCCGCUGCCCGGUGUGCAGCUGCGGCUCGUCGAUGAAUUCGGUGACGACGCACUGAUUGGCGACGUCGGCGAGCUGUGGGCCAAAGGCGCAAACAUCUUUGCUGGCUAUCUCAACGAUGAUGAG
Molecule: messenger RNA, 1056 nt
Organism: Nerophis lumbriciformis (worm pipefish)
Lineage: Eukaryota; Metazoa; Chordata; Actinopteri; Syngnathiformes; Syngnathidae
Source: RefSeq, a predicted model, not a curated record